Molecule: messenger RNA, 1071 nt
Organism: Marasmius oreades (fairy-ring Marasmius)
Lineage: Eukaryota; Fungi; Basidiomycota; Agaricomycetes; Agaricales; Marasmiaceae
Exons: 11
Coding region: 31-1071 (346 amino acids)
Biological process (GO): base-excision repair
Cellular component (GO): nucleus
Molecular function (GO): damaged DNA binding; DNA N-glycosylase activity; zinc ion binding
Source: RefSeq, a predicted model, not a curated record
CUCGUGUUAAUAAGUACUUAUUCUCGUUUCAUGCCUGAAUUACCUGAGGUCCAACGUGCGGUGAAAUUAAUAAGAAGAGUGGCUCUAGGCAAGAGAGUUCUUCAGGUGGACGUUGCGGAGGACAAUCUUGUGUUUUCUGGAAGUUCGUCCGAAGCAUUCGCAGCGGAGAUCACAGGUCGAACAAUCACGAGUGUAGAUCGAUAUGGAAAAGUCUUUUACGUUAUACUCGAUGGCGAGGGGAAGAUGCCUGUUUUACACUUUGGGAUGACUGGCAUGCUUCAGGUGAAAGGGGAACAGCCCAUGCACUACAAAGAGGCACCACAAAAGGUUUCUACUAUUUGGCCUCCACGUUUUAUGAAGUUUAACUUGCAUUUAGAAGAGAACACGGGAGAUAUUACACAACUAGCUUUCUUGGAUGCUCGCCGACUUGGUCGCAUACGGUUGCGCGCCUCACCCACUACCGAACCGCCGAUUUCCGAGCUUGGCUUUGACCCAAUCCUGUCGAUGCCAGCAUUGGAUGAGUUCUCAAGCUUGGCCUUGAAACGCUCGUGUCCCAUCAAGGCUCUAUUAUUGGAUCAGUCUUUUAGUGCUGGGGUGGGAAACUGGGUGGCUGAUGAAGUUCUGUACCAUUCUCGAGUUCACCCCGAACAGAGGUCCAAUACUCUUUCUCCCGAACAACUUCAAUCAAUUCAUCAGGAAUUACCAAAUAUCUGUCGGACAGCAAUAGCUGUGGAUGCAGACGCCUCCAAGUUUCCCGAAAAUUGGCUGUUCAAUCAUCGUUGGGGGAAGGGCAAGAAAGCUCAUGGUCUCAAAUUGCCCAACGGAGACCCAGCUUCCAUCAAAUGGAUUACUGUAGGUGGCCGGACAUCGGCAUAUGUAUCUGAACUUCAGACCAGGCGUCACGACCACGCUGAAAAGGAGGAAAGAGAAAGCGAUCAGACAUCUCUCGGAGAAGACCAUCAUUCGCAGGAAGAACCGAACACCGGGAGACAUCGACGAAGGACAAUCAGUGCAACUGAUGGGAGUUGUCCGAAAAAAGCGAAGACGCGAAGCGGGAACAAGGCAAAGUAG